AAUAUUAAAUUCAUAAUUAAUGUCACACAGCAACCACCAACAAGUCCAAAUAAUUGCACAUUAUCAAUCAGCAUUGCUACUGCAUCCCAAACGGGUCGGAAGAGUGCCACGUUGCAACUUCUCUUGCUGCCGGAAAGCCAUCUCUCUCUCGUUUGAAUCUUCCCCUCACUCUUAUCCAAUUCUCUCCAGCUUACGCACCAAAUACCUCAGAUUCGGAUCAACAUCAUCAUCUCCGUCGAACUGGAACCUGAUUCCUUGAUCCGAUCCGAUCCGCUUCUUCUCGAAGCUGAAAAUUGGAGGAUUUCGGUCAGAGAUCCGUGAUUUUUUUUUAAUAUUCUCUUCAGAUUUUAUUCCAAGUAUGGAUUCCUUUUAUUUUGUUGCAUGUGAUUUAUCUGCUCGGAAAUGAGUCAGAGAAUUUUGAAUUCUUUUUUCUGAGUUGAAGAUCUUCUGCUAUUGGCCAUACUGUUUGAUUUAGAUGGUAUGCAACAGUUAUAUAAGGAGCGUGAUUUUUCAAACUGGGCAUAUCAGAAUAUUCAUCCCAAAACGAGCGCAUUUAAGGAACUUCCUCAGGAUUUUGCACGUGGACACUGGCUUAACUUAGAAGUGGAAUUGUGAAUUUUCAAAGUGUGAGGAUGAUGCUUGAUUCAAGUGGAGGGUGGAAAAGUGAAGAUGGCAAAUUAAGCUGUGGAUAUUCCAGUUUCAGGGGGAAAAGAGUGACGAUGGAGGAUUAUUUUGAUAUUAAAACGUCCAAGAUUAACGGUCAGACAGUCUGCAUGUUUGGAAUCUUUGAUGGGCAUGGUGGUUCUCGUGCUGCAGAGUAUUUGAAGGAACGCUUGUUUGAGAAUCUUAUGAAGCACCCACAAUUUUUGACUGACACCAAAACAGCCUUAAGUGGAACAUAUCAACAGACUGAUGAGGACUUCUUGGAUUCUGAAAGAGAUACCUAUCGAGAUGAUGGUUCUACUGCUUCAACAGCAGUAUUAGUGGGUAGCCACCUAUAUGUUGCGAAUGUUGGAGAUUCGCGGACAAUAAUAUCAAAAGCUGGAAAGGCAAUCCCUUUGUCUGAGGAUCAUAAGCCAAAUAGAAGUGAUGAACGAAAGAGAAUAGAAAAUGCUGGAGGUUUUAUAAUGUGGGCAGGUACUUGGAGAGUAGGAGGAGUGUUAGCUAUGUCUCGUGCUUUUGGUAAUCGCAUGUUAAAGCCAUUUGUUGUUGCAGAACCAGAGAUUCAGGUGAACUCAACCAAGAUUAGAAACCAAGCAAUCAAAUGCAAAUCUCAUGUAUCCCACAAAGUGCAGCUAUCCCCCUUUUCAAUUAUUCUCGCAGCAGUAGGAGGAGUGUUAGCUAUGUCUCGUGCUUUUGGUAAUCGCAUGUUAAAGCCAUUUGUUGUUGCAGAACCAGAGAUUCAGUUUGUGGGUCAAAGAGGGGUAACUAGUGGGGACUUAAAGACAUUAUUGUUGUGCUUACCAUGCAUUAUCUGUACCAAAUUGGUGGAUGUGAACCCUGCCACUGGGGAGUUGCCCUCAUUUUCUCCUGUCUCACAUGUAUUAAAGUGGAUUUAUGAGAGUAUUCUUUCUCUCUCCUUUUUUUAUAACAAUCUUUUUAUUUCCCAGGACCAAGAGAUAGAUGAAGAUUUGGAGUUGCUUGUGCUUGCUAGUGAUGGACUAUGGGAUGUAGUACCCAAUGAGGAUGCUGUUUCACUAGCCCGCACUGAAGAAGAACCUGAGGCUGCUGCUCGGAAGUUGACAGAGACCGCUUUUACUCGUGGCAGUGCUGACAACAUAACAUGCAUUGUGGUGAGAUUCCACCACAACAGGGCAAAUGGAGCCAGUCCCCAGCCUGGGUAGAAACCCGUCUUUUUAUUGCAUGUGUUGAUUUUGUUUACCAUGUAAGUUGGUUUAAUUUUGAAAUCAACACAUGCGCAUAAUGGCAGAAUGUGCAUAUCAAGGAGAUGUUUGUUUGUUCAUUGUUUUAUUUUCCUGAUUUGAUCUUUGGCAUUGAAUACAUGGACUAUAAUCUAUAUCUUGUUGGGAUCCUGCCCCAGAACAUAUCAAUAAGUCUAUUUUCUGCCUGCUUGUUUUGUGUUCUAUUAAAAUCUAUUAAAGCUU
Messenger RNA from Rubroshorea leprosula, 2105 nucleotides. Lineage: Eukaryota; Viridiplantae; Streptophyta; Magnoliopsida; Malvales; Dipterocarpaceae. The record is from the annotation of a GenBank genome assembly.